Molecule: messenger RNA, 1572 nt
Organism: Fragaria vesca subsp. vesca
Lineage: Eukaryota; Viridiplantae; Streptophyta; Magnoliopsida; Rosales; Rosaceae
Product: secologanin synthase-like
Exons: 5
Coding region: 1-1572 (523 amino acids)
Molecular function (GO): iron ion binding; heme binding; oxidoreductase activity, acting on paired donors, with incorporation or reduction of molecular oxygen
Source: RefSeq, a predicted model, not a curated record
AUGGAAGUAACAGCAGCUAGUUGGGUGGCACUAAGCCUUGUCUUUGUAAGCAUAGUAGUAAGGUUGGCAUGGAGUGUGCUGGACUGGGUGUGGCUCAAGCCAAAGAAGCUAGAAAGAUGUUUGAGGGAGCAAGGCUUUAAAGGCAAUUCUUACAGAAUCUUGUAUGGAGACACUAAGGACGAAUCUAUCAUGCGCGCAGAAGCAAAAUCUAAACCCAUGAAUAUCUCCACAUCCCAUGACAUAGGACCACAACUCGACGCAUUUGUUGAUAAAACAGUGAAAUCCUACGGAAAGAACUCUUUUGUUUGGAUUGGCCCCAUACCAAGAGUGAACGUAAUGAAUCCCGAAGAAUUGAAAGAAGUCUUCACAAGACAUGAAGAAUUUCGUAGGCCAAUAACAAACCCACUUAUUCUGUUGCUCACAUCAGGGCUCAAUUUCUGUGAAGGUGAGAAAUGGGCAAAACACAGAAGGAUUAUCAACCCAGCAUUCCAUUUCGAGAAGCUAAAGCUUAUGAUACCGGCAUUUCACCAAAGUUUUGAUGAGAUGAUCAAGGAGUGGGAGAGCGCAGUGUCGAAAGAAGGUUCAUCUGCCGAGUUGGAUGUCUGGCCUUCUCUUCAAAGUAUGACUGCGGAUGUGAUCUCUAGAACAGCAUUUGGAACUAACUACCAAGAAGGAAGGCAAAUGUUUGAACUCUUGAGGGAACAAACAAUACAUGUAACAAAAGCCUUACAUAGUAUUUACAUUCCAGGAUGGAGGUUUCUGCCAACUAAGAGGAACAUGAGGAUCAACAAGAUUAAUAAAGAAAUAAACGGUAUAGUCAGGGGUAUUAUUGAGAACAGAGAGCAGGCCACUAGGGCAGGUGAAGCCAGUGGAGAUGACUUGUUAGGUGCACUCAUGGAGUCAAACUUGAAGCACAUACAGGAAAAUGGGAAGAACAACAAGAAUGUUGGGAUGAGUAUCCAGGAUGUAAUGCAGGAGUGUAAGCUGUUUUACUUUGCUGGGCAAGAAACCACUUCGGUGAUGCUGGUUUGGACAAUGAUUUUACUUUCUCAAAAUCAGAAUUGGCAAGACCCAGCAAGACAAGAGGUUCUGCAAGUCUCCGGAAGCAAGAAGCCAGACUAUGAUGGCCUAUCUCACCUGAAAGUUGUAACCAUGAUUUUACUUGAAGUUCUACGAUUAUAUCCAGCAGGUGGUGCAACUAAUCGAAUCGUUCCUAAGAAUACUCAACUCGGGAAGUACUCACUACCAGCCGGAGUUGAAGUCCGCGUACCAAUACUGCUCAUUCACCAUGACAAGGAACUGUGGGGCGAUGACGCAAACGAGUUCAAGCCAGAAAGGUUUGCUGAAGGAGUUUCCAAGGCAACAAAGAACCAACUUUCAUACAUCCCAUUCGGAGCCGGUCCUCGGAUUUGCAUUGGGCAGAACUUUUCUAUGACGGAAGGAAAAUUGGCCUUAGCAUUGAUUCUGCAGCACUUCACCUUUGAGCUUUCUCCAUCUUAUGCUCAUUCUCCUUUCUAUCUGUUUACCCUUCAACCACAGUAUGGUGCUCCAAUCAUUUUACAUCGUCGUUAA